AACUGGAAGGGGAGGAGGAGAAAAAAAAAAGUUUUUUUUUUUUGACAGAGAGAUAAGAGACAGAGAGUGAUGGAAACAGCUGGGUUUCUUCGACGAAACAAGAACCUCUGGGUUUCUACAUAAACCGCCUUUUUCUUUCUCUAUCCCUUUGAUUCUCGCCGUCGUUCUCGUGCAGUUUCAGUCAAAGUUUCGGUUUUUCUCUUCUGGGUUCUUCUCAAUUGGGGCUCUGGAACUGUGGAUUCGUAGAAAAUGGAGAAGCGUUGGGAAUCGACGGACCAAGUGGUGGAGGAAAUCAUGAGGAUUCACAGAUCCUUGCCUCCAAGGCCUGGGAUCGACGAGGUUGAAGCUGCGAGGGAUCUGAUACAGAACGUCGACAAGGAGGACCAGGCGCGGUUGGAAGCCAUUGCUAAGCUGACGAAGAGCUCCGAGGUUCCUGAGGAGCUUUUCAUGGUGUUGCAGGAGAUGAAGAAGGCCUUUGUUUACUUCCAGAGCAAAGAACAGAAGAUGGAGGCUCUGAAGCUUCUCGAUCUGGAAUCCAUCCACACUCUAUUCGACGAUUUGAUUCAGAGAGCUUCGUCUUGCGUUUCUUCUCCGCCUUCGUCCAACGGUUCUGCCCCUGCUCCUGCUCCUGCUCGGCCUCCUCCGGUGACUCCGUCUCCAGCGCCGGCGUUUUCCUCUGGUUCUCCGACAAGCCUGAAUUUUUCCGAGAAGGGGCCUGUCAAAUCCAAGGAACUGUUCACACGCGACGAUAGCUACGUUGCCAAGGCCAAAUCCUCGAUUUACGGCGAUGGUAUUGUUACUUCUCGCCAACCCCGGAUUCUGGAUUCAACGCUUCAGCCGGGAAUCGCCUCCGGCCAAGAUGGGGAUAAGCUGAGUUUGAUAAAACUUGCUAGUUUGAUCGAGGCAUCCGCGAAGAAAGGCACUCAAGAUCUAAAUCUGCAGAAUAAACUGAUGGAUCAAGUUGAGUGGCUUCCAGAUUCUAUAGGCAAGUUAUCGGGUCUGGUUACGUUAGAUUUGUCUGAAAACCGCAUAUUGGUAUUGCCGAAUACAAUUGGAGGCCUUUCGUCCUUGACAAAGCUGGAUUUGCAUUCUAACAGAAUUUCUCAGCUCCCAGAUUCAAUAGGAAAUCUGUUAAAUUUGGUCCAUCUGAAUCUUAGUGGAAACCACUUAUCAUCUCUGCCAUCAGUAUUGAGCAGAUUGGUUCGUCUAGAGGAGCUUGAUUUGAGCUCCAACAGCCUCUCUGUUCUCCCUGAAUCUAUCGGUUCUCUCGUGAACCUGAAGAAACUCGACAUUGAAACUAAUGAUAUCGAGGAGAUACCUCACACUAUUGGCGAGUGUUCUUCACUGAAAGAACUCCGUGCUGAUUAUAACAAGCUCAAGGCCCUUCCGGAAGCUGUCGGGAAGAUAACUACCUUAGAGGUUCUGUCUGUGCGUUACAACAACGUCCGGCAGUUACCCACGACAAUGUCGUCUUUGGCCAACCUUAAAGAGCUCGAUGUGAGUUUCAACGAGCUCGAGUCAGUUCCAGAGAGCUUGUGCUUUGCCACGACCCUUGUCAAGUUGAACAUCGGUAACAAUUUUGCCGAUAUGAGGUCUCUCCCGAGAUCAAUCGGUAACCUUGAGAAUCUUGAAGUGUUAGAUAUCAGCAAUAACCAGAUCCGGUUCCUCCCAGAUUCCUUCAGAAUGCUUACAAGAUUACGUGUGCUUCGUGCUGAGGAGAAUCCUCUAGAAGUGCCUCCGAGGGAUAUAGCUGAAAAAGGGGCUCAGGCUGUUGUCCAGUAUAUGACUGAUCUCGUCGAGAAGAGAAACACGAAGACUCAAACAGUGAAGCAGAAAAAGAGCUGGGUUCAGAUGUGCUUCUUCUCCAAAUCCAACAAGAGGAAACGGAACGGCAUGGAGUUCGUUUAAGCCGAAUCACGGAACUGCUAACAAAGUGAUCUGUCCAUAUCAGGUAAUUCAGUUAUGGCCAUUGGGACAAGAAUAACCUGGUCAUUACACGACAAUGUAUACCAUCAUUCCACCAGUCAUUUGAUCUCCAAGAACUGUGCAUGCCCAUUAUUCUUUCUUUCUUUCUUCAUUUACCUGUACCAUUCUUCUUGCAGGGUUCUCUCUCUCUCCCUCUCUCUCUCUCCCUCUCUAUCUAUACAUAUACUCGUUUUCUUUGUUCGUUUUCGUUUAGGACUGAGGAUGGACCUUGGCAGCGCCCGGUGAACCAACUGCUGCCUCACCCUCCUUGUAAAAUCCGAGGAUUUUCAGUAACCCUCCUGUCUGUUUAUUGUCUCUGCAACUGCAUUUGCUUAAAACCCCACUGUGAGAGAGGUGAAUAAGAUGAGAGUAAUACAUAUACAUACACAUAUACAUGUUUAUGUACAUAUGUGUGUAUGUGUGUGUGUAUGUUUCUGUGGAUAGGAAUUGUGAUCUUGAGAUGAAUUGUUGUUGAGGAGAGGCAUGAGUUGGCCAUCAUCAAGCCCAUGAACAUGUUGUUGUCUUGUCUAUCUGUUAUGCCAAUGUUUGGUCCCAUUUGUUAAUUAAUACCUUUUAUAUA
Molecule: messenger RNA, 2545 nt
Organism: Tarenaya hassleriana
Lineage: Eukaryota; Viridiplantae; Streptophyta; Magnoliopsida; Brassicales; Cleomaceae
Product: plant intracellular Ras-group-related LRR protein 4-like
Exons: 4
Coding region: 250-1908 (552 amino acids)
Molecular function (GO): protein binding
Source: RefSeq, a predicted model, not a curated record